Messenger RNA from Salvia hispanica, 932 nucleotides. Its product is annotated as nudix hydrolase 17, mitochondrial-like. Gene Ontology annotation, molecular function: pyrophosphatase activity. The record is from RefSeq and is a predicted model, not a curated record. Gene Ontology annotation, cellular component: nucleus; cytoplasm. Lineage: Eukaryota; Viridiplantae; Streptophyta; Magnoliopsida; Lamiales; Lamiaceae.
AUAAACCUAUUCAUUCCAUUUUCAUCUCCCCCAAUUUCACAAAAACAAACCAAAUUUCUGGGUAAAAGCUCUUCAAUUUCCUCGAUUUUUUCCUGAAAAAGAGUUGUUUAUUUUUAUUCUUUCGAUUAUGACUCUCCAAAUUAAGAAACUGGCGACUUCUCCUUCUCGAUCAGGCAGACAUCUGCAGCGUUAUAAUCAGGGAUUUCGUCUAGUUGUUGGAUGUAUACCUUACAGAAUAAAACAGAGCAACAAAAUCGAAGGGAGUUUAAUUGAGGAUUUGGAGGUGCUUUUGAUAAGCUCCCAGAAGAGUUCUAGCAUGAUGUUCCCUAAGGGUGGUUGGGAACUCGACGAGGAAAUCGAACUGGCAGCUUUAAGAGAGACGUUGGAGGAAGCCGGUGUGAUUGGAUCCCUCGAGCAUAAAUUAGGGGAAUGGAUUUUCAAGAGCAAACGGCAAGAGAAGUUCCACGAGGCGUCGAUGUACUCGUUGCUGGUGACGGAGGAGCUAGACGUAUGGCCGGAGAAAGAUCUCCGGCAACGCGUUUGGAUGACGGUCGACAAAGCUAGACAAGUGUGCGCGCGGUCAUGGAUGAAGGAGGCGCUCGACGCCUUUGUAUGCCAGAGAGGGCAAAAGGAAGACGAGCCCCAAGCUCCGUCACCGUGUAGGUUAUAAUGGGGAACCGUUAUUGAUCCUCAUUUUUGAAAAUAAGACGAGCUAGGAUGUUGAAGAUUAGUAGUUAGUUAAGUUGGAAUUGAAUUUUAGUUAGCAAGGUUGGGAUCGAUUCUUUAAUUCUUUGAUAUGUUUAGUUAGAGAGGUCUGGUUGUUACAUUGCAUAUAAUUUCGACGUAAGUUGAAGUUGUUCUGAAGCUUCGUUGGAAGCUUGUUUGUUGCACGCCAAUACUGAAUGAGUAAACGCUUCUUUACCCAUUUUCAA